UUUGAAAUAUCAAACCCCACACUCUCCGUUAAUACUCUUUCAAAUCCCCCUCCCUGACCCUCCCUGUGUGUGACCCCCACGAGGCCUGAGCAGCGCCCAACACGUCACACGGACCGUUAUACCGCGUCAGUUCAUCAAUAUCGAGCCCACAACGGCCAUCAUCCAGUGAUCGUGAUAGUAUGCCGUCGGCAUUGCCAGACCGAGCGGAUUCGCCAGUUUCAGCGUCGCGAGGAGGACGCAUAGAAGACCAAGCCCUCGUCCUCGAUAACGUCGCUUCUUUCAAGCUCUCCCCCGCGGGCGACAAGGCCAAAGACAUCGUCAAAUUAAAUCAUGAGCACAACCCUUUGUUGAUUACGAAGUAUGAAGCGCCAAACGAGGGCCACCCCGGAUAUUUCACCGUCAUGCAUACUUACGACCCUAAGACGCCUAGUGGAAAGCUACUCUCAUUUGGCACGGCCGAAGCCAACGACAUUAUCCUCCCCGCCAAUUGCGGGUACUCGUCGCACCACUGCUUCCUUUUCUUUGAUCCCGAGGAUGGACAGCUCGUCUUCCAGGACAACACCGGCGGGAUGGCAACCGUCUACAAGUAUUCGCCUACGCCAAUUAUCCCAACUAUCAAUCUCGAACUCACAUCGCUGCACAAAGUCCAAAAAAAGCCCAUAAAUGCGUUUGAAAAUAAUCCCAGUCGCAACCAGAUUAUCACCAGAGGCGAGGGAGAUGAUACAGUACAUGUCAUCACUGUGGGCGAAGCUAGAUUCAAGUUCGAAUGGAAUAACAUUCAUAAGUCAGACAAGGACUGGGACCGAGAAUAUAGUCGACACUUGUGCCUGUCGACGGCUCGGCGACUGGAAAUGGCACUCUUUCUGUCAGACGCCUCCAAGCCCAGGAUGAACUUCGUGCCCGGGUUCCUUGAAAGUGCCCACACCGACUUCUCCUUCAUGAUCCUGGAGAAUGCCGACGAUGCCAGGUACGGCGAAGUCAAGGCCGGGUUCGACCACAGAACGGGCAAGACAUUCGUAGUAAAGGUGGCGUUGCAUUACUUGGACAAAAAUGAAGCGAAAAUAGCCUGGAGGCCAGCUGUGAAACAGGUGCUGAACGAAGUGAAAUGGGGCCUGAAAUUGAAGCAUAACAACAUUGUCGACUUUAGAAGGUGCGAAACGCUCCGGGGCGAGCAGCGCAUCGUAAUGAAGAGAUACUUGGGCAGCUUGGAAACCCUAAUGACACGAAAUCGCCUGGAGCUCCAAGGUACCGCCAAUCACAACUGCAGUCACCCAGUUGUGUAUCAGCCCUCAUGGAUGCCAUAUUUGGUGAAAGGCGUCCUCGAAGGGCUGGUCUACCUGGCAGGGCAGGGAGUCUGGCACCUUGACCUCAAAGCAAACAACAUACUGUACGAGCCGUUCAUGUUUGGUGGUCCGGCGCCGAAAGAAAUCGUCGCCCAAAACUACAAAUUCGUCAUUGCGGAUUUUGGCUUCGCCGUUGAAGCCCCCCAAAAAACUCCCAAAGAACCGAGUCCGACCAAGGAUUUUACUAAAUGGGAAAUUCUAGAAUCCUACCAUGCGCCAGAGCUCCUCGGGCCGCUCUCAAAGGCCACAGAGACGUCACAUCAGCCUUCGCUUGCCAUGCUGUUUCUUCAGGCCCAGGAAUACAUUUGCUCGAACUCUCAUCUCAUGACUUCUAAACAGUGGAAAGACAAGCUAAAUCAUCUUGGUACCUUGGCUGAAAUCCCAGAUCUCGGGGGGAAAUGGUAUCGCGCAAUGGCUGAGUCUGAAAAGAUUGUGGCUGAAAAGGGAGAACAAAACGAUCUUUAUAAGAAAUUCGAUGUCAAGGUCGAUGAGGCUUGGUAUAGGAGUAUGAGAGAAGAAGUCGAGGAUGAAGCGGCGAGAAUUAACUCGGAUAACACAAUACCGCAGAUCACUAAGUUGGAGGUUUGGCACCGGUUGAUGAGAUGGCACUCUCGCCUCGAGUGGCUCGCAACCUUCAGCGACCCCGUGUCCCACAAACGCGCCAUCCCAGCGUGUCACCAACAACUUCUCUGCAUCGAUCCCAGAGGCCGAAUGUCACUAACCCAAUGCCUCAACCGUUGGCGGCAAAACCGCUACGACUUUAUAGCAAGGGUGGGUAAGGAAAACCAUUAUAUUCACCCUUUGAUAGAAGUCCCCGCCGCCUUGUGGCCUAAACCAUCGGCAUCGAGGACGGUGAGAUCUGAUUCAAGCAGCGGCAGCGGACUGGGCGGAAGCGACAAGUCCUCGCCCAUGACCUUGGUCUCGUCCUUGGAGUCAAUGUCGUUGUCCGGCACGCUUUCUUCAGGAAAGGGCACCCACCUGAGAGAGGCGAAUUAGGACUAAUUUUGAAAUCGGAAUUUGCCUCGUGAGGACCGGAGCCUCUGGGGAUGGAGAAACGAAAAAAAAAACAAGGAAGAAAACAAGAAAAAAACAGGAAUCAGGGAAAAAAACACUCCCUUGGCAGAUAACUAACGAACAAGCAACUUUUUUGAAGACAUUAUUAUAUUUGGCGGUGUUGCAGAAACGAGAAGGGACAUAAACGAAGAAGCGGAUAUGGGGGAAAUCGAUUUCACUUUACCUUCCCUUCCCUACCUUAGGUACCUAGCUAGACUAGACGGCAGGUUCCGUCUAAUAUUCAGACGCAGAUUUUGUUUUCGAGUUCUCUGAGCAAAUGCAGUUGGUUACCUACUUAUU
Molecule: messenger RNA, 2696 nt
Organism: Lasiosphaeria miniovina
Lineage: Eukaryota; Fungi; Ascomycota; Sordariomycetes; Sordariales; Lasiosphaeriaceae
Product: kinase-like domain-containing protein
Exons: 2
Coding region: 180-2339 (719 amino acids)
Biological process (GO): mitotic DNA damage checkpoint signaling; protein phosphorylation
Cellular component (GO): nucleus; cytoplasm
Molecular function (GO): protein serine/threonine kinase activity; ATP binding
Source: RefSeq, a predicted model, not a curated record